UGAGUACGGACAUUUGUGUACCCUAUUUGCCAUAACUCAGCAUAAACAAAAGAAGCCAGCAUUUUUAAACAAUUAAUUGAACUGAAGUGAAAUUUGAGCCCCCGCCGCCAAUUAACGGCGCAAAUGAGACUGAGGAGAGCAGCAGCACAAUCAAGCGAUGCCAAAGAUGCCGAAAUCCAGCCAUAACAUCGUAUGGAAUCCGCCGCAAGUGAAGCAGCUCCUGACACUCUUUAAGCGGCACCGGAAUCUCUACGAUCCGACGGACCCUGAGUACAACCACAGGGGCCGGCGGUCCUUCGCCUUGGCUAGAAUUCUCCUGGCCCUGCGCCCAGCGAUGCCGCAGCUGUCCGAGGAAGAUGUGCUAAACAAAUUUGGCAGCAUACGGCGGCGGUACUCGGCCCUGACCCAGCGUAUCAACGAGCCGGGCCUGCAGCUGCCCUAUUGGUACCAGCUCAUGGAGUUCUUCAGGCCCCAUCUGAGGAACGGCAGCCAAGCGGCGAGCGCGCACAUAGCAACGGUCAGCGUGGCCAAGCGGCACAAACCCAUCAAAGACGAGCAUCUGGAGGCCCUGGACGCGAUCCUCAGCCACACUGUGAGUGGCGGAAGGACUGCGGCUGCGGCUGCGGCUGGGGCUGCGGCUAGUGUUGGUGCUGGUCCUUCAGACGAUCGAUCGGCUUCCGACGAUAGUAGCGAGGAUGACGAGGCGGACGAGUCUGAUGCGAGCAAACUGGACCCGCAUCACGGCCGCUCGCCAGCGCAGGCUAUUCUGGACACGGCCACAUCCAUGCUGGGACGUUUGGCCGAACGCGUCACCUACACGCCCGACGUGGAGGCCUUUGGCGAAAUGCUGAAGGCCGAGAUGCAGUCCCUACAGCCCCACAGCCGUCGCCAGCUGCGCAACAAGCUCAUGGCGGUGAUCAUCGACGAGGGGAAAAGCUCAGAAUACUUGUAGCACGCUCACAUGGCGUUGCAAUAUACUCGUAAAUGUUUUUAGUUUAGUUUUAGACGUCAGUUAAUUUGAGAAAUGAAAAAAAAAUG
Molecule: messenger RNA, 1038 nt
Organism: Drosophila obscura
Lineage: Eukaryota; Metazoa; Arthropoda; Insecta; Diptera; Drosophilidae
Exons: 2
Coding region: 158-952 (264 amino acids)
Source: RefSeq, a predicted model, not a curated record